Capsella rubella is the source of this 2430-nucleotide messenger RNA. Its product is annotated as methionine--tRNA ligase, cytoplasmic. Gene Ontology annotation, cellular component: aminoacyl-tRNA synthetase multienzyme complex; cytosol. The transcript has 14 exons. Lineage: Eukaryota; Viridiplantae; Streptophyta; Magnoliopsida; Brassicales; Brassicaceae. The record is from RefSeq and is a predicted model, not a curated record. Bases 114 to 2216 code for a protein of 700 amino acids. Gene Ontology annotation, molecular function: ATP binding; methionine-tRNA ligase activity. Gene Ontology annotation, biological process: methionyl-tRNA aminoacylation.
UCCCUCUCCCUCUCCCUCUCCUUCUCCCUCUCCCUCUCCCUCAUUCAGUGUUCUCUUUCGCUUCCCAAUCUUGGAGAAAACCCUAAAUUAGAUUUUGUUCUUGUUGUUUCGUGAUGGAGGACGACGCCAAUAGCAUCCCGAAGUUGCCGAUCCCUGGCAAAAGAAAUAUACUAAUCACAAGCGCUCUGCCUGACGUCUACAACGUCCCUCAGCUCGGAAAUAUCACUGGCUGUGUUCUGAGAGCUGAUGUAUAUGCUAGAUACUGUCGUCUCCGUGGCUACAAUGCUCUAUAUAUCUGUGGGACUGAUGAAUAUGGGACUUCAACUGUUUUCAGCGAGGAGAAUUGCACCGCCAAGGAAAUCUGUGACAAGUACCAUGCCGUUCAUAAAGAUGUUUAUGACUGGUUUGAUAUAACUUUUGACAAGUUUGGGCGAACUUCAACGCCAGAACAUACCCAAGUGUGCCAAGCAGUUUAUAGUAAGUUGUGGGAACUUUCAGAAGAAACCACAAAGCAGCUUUCCUGCUAUUAUUGCAAGCAGUUCUUCUCAGCUGACUUUCUUGAUCCAUACGGAGGAUGUAAUCAUGAUCCUGUUCGUCGAGAUCAGUGCAAAACAUUUAGAAAGCUUCUGAACCCUCCUGAUCUCAAAUAUCUCUGUUGCAAGCUCUGUCAUAUACCACUUCAAAUUGCCAACACAGACCAACUGAAUUUUGAGCUUCAGUUGGAAAGGUAUAUUGAUGAGACAUCUGCUGCUGGAGCGUGGGGUCAAAAUGCUAUUCAAUCUACAAAGGCGUGGCUUGAAAAAGGGAUUGGAAAGAUAGUCAUUACAAGGGAUCUAAAGUGGGGAGUUCCUCUCCCAUCUGAGAAAUAUGAGGAUAAAGUCUUCUACGUUUGGCAUAAUGCUCCUAUUGGUUACGUGUCAAUAACUUCAUGCUACACAUCUGAAUGGGAGAAGUGGUGGAAGAAUCCUGAGAACGUCGAGCUUUAUCAGUUUAUGGGUAAAGACACUGUGCCACAUCACACUGUGAUGUUUCCCUCUAUGCAGCUUGGAACUGGGGAAAAUUGGACACUGGUGAAGACAAUCAGUGUGACUGAAUAUUUAAAUUACAAAGGCGGAAAGUUAUCCAAGAAUAAAGGCGCUGGAGUUUUCGGGAAUGCUGUAAAAGAUACAAGUAUCCCUGUCGAAGUAUGGAGGUACUACUUACUGACCGACAUGCCUGAGGUGUCUGACGCAUCAUUUGUGUCGAAGGAUUUGCAAGCAAAACUGAAUAACAAGUCACUGAGCAACCUUGGCAACUUUGUUAAACGAGUUCUGAGUUUUAUAGCAAAGCCCGAAUCUGCAGGGUAUGGGUCUGUCGUUCCUGACGCUCCUGGUGCUGAAUCUCAUCUUCCAACGGUGUCACUAGGGAGAAAGGUUGGAAAAUUGGUGGAGGAGUAUGUUGAAGCCAUGGAAAAGGUUAAGCUCAAGCAGGGGCUGAAAACUGCUAUGAGUAUUUCGGUUGAAGGGAACAGAUACUUGCAGGAAUUUCAACUACGGAAACUUGACCGUACAGAUAAACCUUAUUGUGCGAUUGUUAUAAGAACCGCGGCUGGUUUAAUACACCUUCUUGCACAAUUGUUAGAACCUUUCAUGCCAUCCUUUUCUCGCGAGGUAUUUAAACAGAUGAACUUGCCUCCACAUUUUUCCCUCUCUGACGAAAGAGGAGAGGUGUUACAAGCAAGUAGACCUUGGAAGAUUCUACCUCCGAGCCACAUGAUAGGCACACCUCAACUAUUGUUCAAGGAAUUGAAAGGUGAAGAGAUGCAACAGUAUGUAGAAAAGUGUCUGGCUGAUAGAUGUGCUAGUGAUGCAGCUGCGAGUCGUAGGCGUGCUAGGAGACAUGCAGCUCGCAUUCGUAGAUACGCCGAAGAACCAGCAAAUCUGAUCACGCGACUACGGUUGAGAUCGAGGGAGGCAAGCAGCAGCAAAUCUGACAGAGCAACAUUAGAGGCUGGUUGGGAUAAAGGGAUGCAUGAAACUUGUACUAAUAGCAGUCAUGAUGGAGCUCUAGCAGAUCUGGUGGAUCAACUUAGGAGGGAACGAUUGGAAUCAAGGGCGGCACGCAGCUCUGAAACGAAAGGCGGAGCAAUUCAGAUGCUUACAUGUGCUGAAGCACAAGCAAAUUGGGUGCAGAAACGGUUGGGAUCGAGGGAGGCUUCAGGUCUAGGGGCCGAUUGAUUGGGGAUCCAGAUUGCUCUAGCUUUUAGUUUUACUAGGAUGGUCAUCUUACUCUUUGUUGGUUUUCUCCUCUGUUUGAUUAGCUUCUAUCGUGUGAAUUUUCUGGUUUGGUCUGAUUUAGUUACUGUCACUAGAUAUGCACUUGGUUUCUUGUUAUAUAAGUCCCAGCAUUAAAAUGGUAAGUUGCUUAAGUAAUUGACAGUCUCUUCCUCGA